AAUGUGAAUGCUGUUAUUGCUUUUUACCUUUGACACCAUUGCAAAUGGCAUAUUUACUUCUUUUUCUUCUCUCUCUUUCUCUCUCUCACCCUCUUCUCUUUCUUCUCUUUUUUCCUUCUGCCAGAAAUGUUCCUGCUCGUCCAGCUGUUACCGUGCAAAGAGCAGACUCCUGACAAGGUUCUCUCUAGUAUCCAAAAAUGGCAAGACGCCCUUCCUUGUACCCAAGAACAAUCACAAAGUCUUGUGUAGUUCUCAGGUCUGCCCAUUCUUUUUCUUUCUCCCAUUUUGCCGAGAAACAAACAAAAGGGUGAACUUUCAACUUGUAGUGUAGUGUAGUGUGGUGCUCAGUCCUUUGUUUCUGAGAAUUCCUUUAUGUUACCUAACAAUGGAGGAACCAAGAAAAACCAUAGUUGAAGAGAGAGAAGAGCUCAUGGUAUCACUUUUUGCUGAUGGUAAAUCAUAUCUAAGAACAGCCCAUUUCCUUUCUCCAUCUUUGGCUUCUAUUGAUGAACAAGUCCCCAAGCUUUUUCCACUCUGUUCUUCCUCCUUUCUCCACCCCACUUUUGAGCCUGGAAAUCUGAAAGUCUCCUUUGAUGGUUGGCCACACCAAAUUGAUGAAUGGGUUUCUUGGGUUGAAAACCUCCAUCCGAAGUAUCAGCAAACAUGGAAAAAGGCGGGUAUUUUUGAAGCAGUUAUUAGCUCCACAUUCGUUAUCCGGAAAUACAGUGAUUUGAUUAUUUGUUUGGCAGAAAAAUGGAGUCCUGAGACGAAUUCAUUCAUCUUUCCUUGGGGUAAACUUCUUGAAGGGAGUAAGGAAAUACAGAGGGAAUCAGGUCAAAAUGCAAAUUUUUCGAAAUGGAUGAAGAGAUUUAUGGGAAGUGGGAGUGAUAUUGAACACGAAGCAUUUCUCUCCUUCUGGCUGUCAAGGUUUGUUUUCAGAGACUCCGGUGGCAUCCUUAUUAGAAAACAUGUAUUUCCAAUUGCAGUUCAUUUGGCAAAGGGAGCGUCUAUGGCACUAGCGCCAGCUGUUCUAGCUAGAAUUUAUAGUGAUUUGAGUUUGCUGAAAGAAAAAAUUGCUUCAACUAAAUUUGAUGUUUGUGAGGCCCUUAUUCUUAGCUCACCUCUGCAUUUAGUUCAACUCUGGGCGUGGGAAAGGUUUCCGGAAUUGCAACCAAAGCCUAAUGUGCUCAAACAUGGUGACCCUAGAUCAGCUCGAUGGAAAGAAGUGAGUGGUCUGAUAGUUGAGGAUGUUAGGAGGGUUUUGGAUUCAGCAGGGGAGAGUUUUCAAUGGCGUCCUUAUGCUACUGUUCUUACUAACUGGCAGUUUCCUAAGUUCUACAAAGAAAAAGAAGAACUUGUAUCAGUUGAUCCGAGGGUGGAUGAAGAAUUAUUUUCCUUUGUUUUAUGUUUGAGGCCAUCUGAAUUGGUUGGAUUAGGAUGUAUACAACAGUACCUUCCUCAUAGAGUAGCAAUGCAGUUUGGAAUGGACCAAGACAUUCCUUGUCACGUUGCUCGACAUGAUGAAACCCCUGAGAUUGCUUGGAAAAAUUAUCUAAGGCCAAUGUUUAAUACAAAAUUGUAUGUUCCGUCCCGUUUCUUUGAGUCUGAUGUUACUGCCAAAUACCUGAGCUGGUGGACUUCUGCAAUUGUGAAGGGUAUAGGCCAAAGAGAAUGGAAAAAAACUCCAAGGGUUUCAGAUGGAAGGAAGGGAGAUAAUGAUGCUGGUGGUCCUCCUGGUUUUCCUCCUAAAUUUAGCAAGGUGAAAACUGAGUACUUCGUUGAGGAAGAAAACACCAAGCAUAAAGCUUCCAAUCCUAGACCGUUCAUGUGUGAUAUGGGUAAGUCUCAAGGUCUUUCAACUUCAAUGGAAGAUUCUGAAGCUUCUGCAAUUAUGAAGGAAAUAGGCCAAAAAAAAUGGGAACAAACUUUGAGGGUCUCAGAAGCAAGAAAGGAAAAUAACGAGGCUAGUAUUCCUCCUGGUUUCCUUCCGAAGGUUAUCAAGGUAACAACCAAGGACUUUGUUGAGGAAGGAGAUCAUCCUAACGUGAGAUCUUGUAACAAGCAUGAUUCUUUCAAUGAUCAACUGUCAAUGUGUAAUGUGGGCAAGGCUCAAGCCCUUCAGAGUCCAAUGGCAGUUAGUCAAGGUUCUGCAGUUAUGGAGUCUCUAACGCCAGCAGAAAAGAUUAGGCAUUCUAUAGUAAAGGUCAAAUGGGAGGAUCAGUUAGAAUGAUCAUGAACACUGAUGAUAGUGAUACUGAGUGUCAAGAGUACAACAAAGAGAAGACCAGCAGCUAUGUUGAAGAACGUAAUUACACUUCACUUCAUAUGAUGGUAUCAGGACUUGAAGCUAGGAUUGCUAGACUUGAAAAAACAGUUGAGCAGGUCAAAGCAGAAAGAGAAGGCCAGUAGUUUGGAAGGAAUCCUAACAAAGGAAAAAACAGCUCCACACCUGGCCUACAACAAAGCUAUGGGUUUUUUCUUUUUCUUUUUCUUUUUUCCUUGCGUUAAUCCACUUGAUCUAGUAUAUAUUAUGUAUGCAUUUGACUCUUUUUAUCAUUAACGUAAUGAACUUAAUGUUGAUAGAACAAAUUGUGUCAUUGUCAUUUUUUCCCAACUUUGGUCUAAUAUGAUAUGUUCAAAUUAAUCAGUGGAUUUUUUGUGUUAAUAGGAUCAUUUGGAGAUUGCUGUGUUGACUGUUGAUUAAUUUCUCUCUCUCUCCUCUCUUAUUCUUUUUCAACAGCCUUUUUUAUGGUUCACAAUUUGCUAUUUUCUUUGUUUGGUGUUUAUUACUAUUCCUUGCCUAAGAAAUUAGUGAAUCAUUU
Molecule: messenger RNA, 2822 nt
Organism: Rubroshorea leprosula
Lineage: Eukaryota; Viridiplantae; Streptophyta; Magnoliopsida; Malvales; Dipterocarpaceae
Source: the annotation of a GenBank genome assembly